Messenger RNA from Tarenaya hassleriana, 1408 nucleotides. RefSeq names its product polyubiquitin-like. Gene Ontology annotation, molecular function: protein tag activity; ubiquitin protein ligase binding. The record is from RefSeq and is a predicted model, not a curated record. Gene Ontology annotation, cellular component: cytoplasm; nucleus. Lineage: Eukaryota; Viridiplantae; Streptophyta; Magnoliopsida; Brassicales; Cleomaceae. Gene Ontology annotation, biological process: protein ubiquitination; modification-dependent protein catabolic process. The transcript is spliced from 2 exons. Bases 107 to 1255 code for a protein of 382 amino acids.
AUAAAAAGGACCUCUUUGGUUUAGGGGGAAUUCAUCGUUGUUUCUGUUCUUCAUAUUUCUCAGAUCCGUAUCGCUCAUCAGAAAUUCCCUAGUUUCCUCUCUCAAGAUGCAAAUCUUUGUGAAAACACUCACCGGAAAGACCAUCACCCUUGAAGUCGAGAGCUCGGACACCAUUGACAAUGUUAAGGCAAAAAUCCAGGACAAGGAAGGAAUUCCUCCGGACCAGCAAAGGCUUAUCUUUGCCGGAAAACAGCUCGAAGAUGGCCGCACCUUGGCCGACUACAACAUCCAAAAGGAGUCAACCCUCCACCUGGUUCUCCGGUUGAGAGGUGGUAUGCAGAUCUUCGUGAAGACUCUUACUGGCAAGACGAUCACCCUCGAGGUGGAAAGCUCCGACACCAUUGACAAUGUGAAGGCCAAGAUUCAGGACAAAGAAGGAAUCCCACCCGACCAACAAAGACUCAUCUUUGCCGGGAAGCAGCUGGAAGAUGGCAGGACCCUUGCUGAUUACAACAUCCAGAAGGAAUCCACCCUCCACCUCGUCCUUCGCCUUCGUGGUGGUAUGCAGAUUUUCGUGAAGACCCUUACUGGGAAGACCAUCACCCUCGAGGUGGAGAGCUCGGACACUAUUGACAAUGUCAAGGCUAAGAUCCAGGACAAAGAAGGGAUCCCACCUGACCAGCAAAGGCUCAUCUUUGCCGGGAAGCAGCUCGAGGACGGAAGAACCCUUGCGGAUUACAAUAUCCAGAAGGAGUCCACUCUCCACCUCGUGCUCCGACUCCGUGGUGGAAUGCAGAUCUUUGUGAAGACACUCACGGGCAAGACCAUCACUCUGGAGGUAGAGAGCUCGGACACAAUCGACAAUGUGAAAGCAAAGAUUCAAGACAAGGAGGGUAUUCCCCCGGACCAGCAGAGACUCAUCUUUGCAGGGAAGCAGCUGGAGGACGGAAGAACCCUAGCGGAUUACAAUAUCCAGAAGGAAUCAACCCUUCAUCUCGUGCUCCGUCUCCGUGGUGGGAUGCAGAUCUUUGUGAAGACAUUGACGGGGAAGACGAUAACAUUGGAGGUGGAGAGCUCAGACACGAUCGAUAAUGUGAAGGCGAAGAUCCAAGACAAGGAGGGGAUACCGCCGGACCAGCAGAGGCUCAUCUUUGCAGGGAAGCAGCUGGAAGAUGGUCGUACUUUGGCUGAUUACAACAUCCAGAAGGAGUCGACCCUUCAUCUUGUUCUCCGUCUCCGUGGUGGUAACCUCUAAAAGCAUAUGCGGGGUGUGAAAGUGGUAAUGCACUUGGAGCCGGAGGAUGUGUCUCCUGGUUAAGUACCUAAUUGUGUUGCGUAUUUCCUUUUCUGUCUCGUGCUUUUGAACAUUGAUGGUAAUAAAUUUCCAAGUGCUCUACAAUUCCUAGUA